AUGGCCAACAAGAGAAAGGCUGCUGCCAUGUCCAAGGCAGAAGAAGAUGAGCCUGUUGAUCCCUCUGAUGAGUUGGUCUUUAUCGGUCUUGGGGGCUGUCAAGAGGUUGGUCGAUCAUGUCAUAUUCUCCAAUAUAAGGGCAAGACUAUCAUGCUCGAUGCUGGUAUGCAUACGGGUCGCGAGGGGAUGUCCGCUAUGCCCUACUUCGAUGAUUUCGACCUUUCCACCGUCGAUAUUCUCUUGAUCAGCCAUUUUCAUCUCGACCAUGCGGCAGCCCUCCCUUAUGUCCUUGCAAAAACAGACUUCAAAGGCCGAGUUUUUAUGACACAUCCAACCAAAGCAAUCUACAAAUGGCUCAUACAAGAUUCUGUCCGAGUCAGCAACACCUCCUCCACCUCCGACCAAAGAACGAGUCUAUACACAGAAGCCGACCAUGUCUCCACCCUUCCCCAAAUCGAAACCAUUGAUUUUUACACUACGCACACAGUAUCUGGUGUCCGGAUAACGCCAUAUCCGGCUGGACAUGUGCUGGGAGCUGCAAUGUUUCUUAUAAACAUUGCCGGUCUAAAUAUCUUCUUCACAGCGGACUACUCCAGAGAGCAAGAUCGCCAUCUUGUAGCAGCAGAGGUCCCAGAUGUCGCCACAGUCGGCAAGAUUGAUGUGCUCAUCACAGAGUCCACGUUCGGAAUUUCAAAUGCUCCUCCUCGAGCAGAGAGAGAAACAGCCUUACUGAAGGCGGUCUCCAACAUCAUCAAUCGCGGUGGCAAAGUUCUCAUGCCCGUCUUCGCUUUAGGCCGAGCUCAAGAGCUUUUGCUCAUCCUCGAAGACUAUUGGCAACGCCAUCCUGAGCUGCAGAAGUUUCCAAUCUAUUACACUGGUAAUACGGCUCGAAAGUGCAUGGUUGUCUAUCAGACAUACAUCAAUGCUAUGAAUGACAAUAUCAAACGUAUUUUCCGUGAACGCAUGGCUGAAGCUGAAGCUGCUGGCAAUGCAAAAGGAGUCAGUGCUGGCCCAUGGGAUUUCCGCUUCGUACGAAGCUUGCGUAAUCUAGAUCGAUUUGAUGAUGUGGGCGGGUGUGUGAUGUUGGCGUCUCCGGGUAUGUUACAGUCAGGAAUGUCUCGAGUUCUACUUGAGAGGUGGGCACCAGAUCAGCGAAAUGGUGUAGUCAUGACUGGUUACAACGUGGAAGGUACCAUGGCAAGAACAAUUCUAUCCGAGCCAGAAAUGAUCCCAGCAAUCAUGAGUGGAGGUGGAGGCGGGCCUCCCCAAGCCAUGGGUCGACGAAAGGACGAUGGUGCUGCAGUAAUGAUACCAAGAAGAUGCACUGUUGAAGAGUUCCAAUUUGCGGCACACGUCACUGGAGUCGAGAACGUCGAGUUUAUCGAACAAGUUGCUUCACCUCAUGUCAUCCUAGUCCAUGGCGAACGAUCACAAGCUGCUAGACUGAGAUCUAGGCUAUUGGAUCUUAACACACGACGCUUGGCGAACAACCCCAACGCACACCAAACCAAGGUAUACAGCCCAGAAAAUGGUGCCGAAGUCAAGAUUCCGUUCAAGAAAGAUAAAAUUGCCAAAGUUGUGGGCAAACUCGCUCAGAUUAACCCUCCCGCCAGCGACACAGAUGAGUCAAGGGUCGUCAGUGGUGUACUAGUUCAGAACGGCUUCAAGCUAAGUCUCAUGGCACCAGAGGAUCUACGAGAAUAUGCAGGUCUCACGACAACUACGAUUAUCUGUCGUCAACACAUCACUCUUGCAGCUGCAGGCAUUGAUCUGAUACGAUGGGCGCUCGAAGGGACAUUUGGGAGCAUAGAGGAGGUCGGAAAGGCCAAGCAAGAGCCCAAUGGCACCACAAAUAGCCACGACUCCCAAGAUGGCCACAAGGACGAGCAGGAGGAAGCAGACGAGGAAAUUAUUGCUGAACCACAGCGGACUUUCCUCAUCAUGGGCUGUAUUACCCUUGAGUGGUCUGGCCGUGAGAAACAGAUCGAACUGGAAUGGGAAGGGAACACUAUGAACGACGGAAUUGCAGACGCAGUCAUGGCUGUACUGAUGACAGUAGAGAGCAGUCCUGCGGCUGUCAAAUACUCCUCUAGCAAGUGCGCACAUUCACAUCACGCUCACGCUCAAGAGAUUGGUACGAAGCCUUUACGAAACCAACAUGCAAACAUUGCCCCCGAAGAUCGAUUUUCAAGGUUGUGCCUGUUCCUCGAAGAACAAUUUGGAGAUGGCGUUACACCAAUUGAGAAGCCGAAGAUACAACAUGCAAAUUCCAAGGCUGUUGAAUCCAAGAAAGAGGAGCAAGGAUCUGGAGAUGAGGAUGAAAGUGAAGAUGACACCGAGAGCGCAGAGAUAGAUGAACGCGCAAGACUGGCGGCAUUAGGAAUCCCUGUUCCCGGACUCGAAAUCAAGUUUGACAAACACGUGGCCAAGCUGUGGUUGGAAGAUCUCGAGGUGGAAUGUGCGAACAGCAUCUUGCGUGAUCGUAUCAAGGCGAUCGUCGAGAGAGCCGUGGAGACUGUAGCUCCGUUGUGGAACGCCAGGGAGCAGGUCACGGCAUGA
This is a messenger RNA of Exophiala aquamarina CBS 119918, 2559 nucleotides long. Its product is annotated as endoribonuclease ysh1. The record is from RefSeq and is a predicted model, not a curated record. The transcript is spliced from 3 exons. Gene Ontology annotation, cellular component: mRNA cleavage and polyadenylation specificity factor complex. Bases 1 to 2559 code for a protein of 852 amino acids. NCBI's taxonomy places the organism in Eukaryota, Fungi, Ascomycota, Eurotiomycetes, Chaetothyriales, Herpotrichiellaceae. Gene Ontology annotation, biological process: mRNA 3'-end processing by stem-loop binding and cleavage. Gene Ontology annotation, molecular function: RNA binding; 5'-3' exonuclease activity; RNA endonuclease activity.